AUGCAUAAAUCGCUACAACUAUCGCAAGAAGUUUCGGAAGCUGAAAGCAAUACAACAUCUCCGUCAAUACCCGACAGCCAAACUUCGACAACAAACCACCCUCAAUCGCCAAAGCCACCUUCCGCUGAGACAAUCAUAUCAACUCUACCUGGCGUCAAACUGCCCAAAACGCCAGCCCAGUGGUUAGAGGCCAACAUCUUCUUCCAGCUACUGCUCAAAUACCUUCCGGGUUAUGAUAACCUCAAUGAAUUUACUAACGCUUUUCAAUCCAUGAUUUAUAAAUACUUCGCUCAGAACUAUGGAACUGUUAAUCUUCACAAUGAUCAACCCACCAACACAAAUAAAUCCGUUAAAGGACUGAAAAAACAACUUAAACAUCUAAAAGUUCUGGGUCAUAAUAAUCACAAUUUCGACAAACAAAUCAUCAACACCAGAAAAACUCUUCGCUCUAAGAUAUUAUCAUUAAAACUUUCAAAACGUGAAGAAAAAUAUCAACAAUCUCUACUCAAUUAA
This is a messenger RNA of Helobdella robusta, 513 nucleotides long. RefSeq lists its product as hypothetical. Lineage: Eukaryota; Metazoa; Annelida; Clitellata; Rhynchobdellida; Glossiphoniidae. The coding region runs from base 1 to 513 and encodes 170 amino acids. The record is from RefSeq and is a predicted model, not a curated record. The transcript has a single exon.